AGCUUUAAAAUAAAAAUUGUGCUUGUUGACAGGGUUGAACCGAAUUUUAGACUGAAAUGAUCGAGGAGCACGACGAACGCGAGACAAUAUGCGACUCGGUGAAUUCACUGGUAGAAGGCUGUCGUUUGCCGGUCAAGAUGCACAGCACGGACGAUUGGCCACUAGCUGAAAUCAUCAGCGUUAAGGAAGUACAAGGCGUCAAGUGCUAUUACGUUCACUAUGUGGACUUCAACAAACGAUUAGAUGAAUGGGUUAUGGAAGAUUCCCUGGACACUAGAAAGGUCCAGUAUCCUCGUCGCGAAGGAACAACGCCCGGAACUGGUGCGGCGACCCCAAAAAAGCAGGCCGUUAGUAGACCUCCUAGUCCCAGUAACGUUAGCAAUGAGCCAGUCAACGGUAACGCCGUGCUACAAGCGGCGCUGCAAAAGAAAAUGUCUAGGAAAAGGAAAGCGACGUUUCUAGAAAAUGAGGACUCUCAAGAUGCCCCACCGCCGCCGCCGCAAACGCCGGGUCCCAGGCCCACUGGCUCCUUGGUGGCGCAUCACCACGAUGAUGUAGUCACGAGAAUGAAAAACGUAGAACUAAUUGAAUUAGGCCGUCAUAGAAUAAAGCCUUGGUAUUUUAGCCCAUAUCCGCAAGAGAUGGUGAACUUAACUUGUAUAUAUAUCUGUGAGUUCUGCCUAAAGUACAGGAAAAGUCGAAAGUGCUUAGAAAGGCAUUUAGUCAAGUGCAAUUUACGUCAUCCACCCGGAAACGAAAUAUAUAGGAAGGGAUCUAUAUCGUUUUUCGAGAUUGACGGCCGCAAGAAUAAGAAUUACGCGCAAAAUCUUUGCCUACUGGCAAAGCUAUUCUUAGAUCACAAAACUCUUUACUAUGACACAGAUCCAUUUUUGUUCUAUGUAAUGACAGACUUUGAUAGCAGAGGGUUUCACAUAGUAGGCUAUUUCUCGAAGGAAAAGGAAUCGACGGAAGAUCACAAUGUAGCAUGCAUUCUUACACUGCCACCGUACCAGAGAAGAGGUUACGGCAAGCUUCUAAUAGAAUUUUCAUACGAGCUGUCAAAAUUUGAAGGAAAGACUGGUUCUCCCGAAAAGCCGCUGUCCGAUUUGGGUUUACUUUCGUACCGAAGUUACUGGGCUCACACGAUACUCGAUAUUCUGCUGAACGUAAAGCCCGUGGUAGAAAACGAGAAGCCGCAGAUAACGAUAAGCGAAAUCUCCGAAUUGACGUCGAUCAAGAAAGAGGACGUAAUAUCGACUCUGCAAAAUCUGAAUCUCAUUAACUACUACAAGGGACAAUAUAUUGUAACACUAAAUAGGGAAAUUAUCGAACAACACUCAACUGCAAUGGAAAAGAGACAGAUCAGAAUAGAUCCUAAGUGUUUGCAUUGGACACCGAAAGACUGGAGUGUUAGAGCCAAAUGGUGAACUUAUAGUUCGAGUUGACAAUAAAACGAUGCUGAUUUGUCUUGAAAUUAUUUUUCAGGCAUUCUGAAAGCGAGUAUGGUUAAAACGGGUGUACAAAGUUGUACAUAUAUAUAUUAAUUUGCGACCUUGAUGGUCUAGCGUUUUAAUAAGACUGUAUCUGGCGUAUUUACGCUCAUUGCAAUGCUUUAGAACUUGUCGACAAACGCAGAUCUCGAUUAUAGAGGACUAAGAUCGUACUGCGCGAGCGCUCGCGAAUUUUACCUGACAAAAUAUUUGCUGUAAACUUAUACCUUAAAAAUGCAAUGUUUUAAUAUGAUGAUUAGAAUUUUUUUAAAGAUUCACAAACCGCUGUACAGUGGUACGAAUUUGUACAAAUAAUCUACCGCUCCUGUAGAAUUGUAAAUAAAUGUGAUUUUAUAACAUA
Messenger RNA from Temnothorax curvispinosus, 1851 nucleotides. It is a transcript of the gene Tip60, whose product is annotated as histone acetyltransferase Tip60. The transcript has 5 exons. Bases 57 to 1427 code for a protein of 456 amino acids. The record is from RefSeq and is a predicted model, not a curated record. Gene Ontology annotation, molecular function: histone acetyltransferase activity. NCBI's taxonomy places the organism in Eukaryota, Metazoa, Arthropoda, Insecta, Hymenoptera, Formicidae. Gene Ontology annotation, biological process: regulation of DNA-templated transcription.